Symbiodinium natans is the source of this 1341-nucleotide messenger RNA. NCBI's taxonomy places the organism in Eukaryota, Dinophyceae, Suessiales, Symbiodiniaceae. The record is from the annotation of a GenBank genome assembly.
AUGGCGCAUCAGUAUCCAGAUAAGCGGCCGAGCGAGGUGUUAAGCGAGAUUCUGCGCGAGAUCCCAGUGAUACAAUGGGAGUUUCUAGAGAAUGAAGCCGAGGACCGCUGGCUACCCUACACGCUUUUGGCAAGCCAAGAUCUUGAACAUGCCUACAGCUGUUUCAAGAGCAAAUGUUUCAUCAGUUUCAGGCAACAUCGGUACGAGGUGAAUCUCCGCCAGCUCACUCAGAGGAAUUGGAAUACGGGCACUGUUCGACGGAUACGGAGACGAGAAGCAGUGGACUUGCCCGCCCUGUCGGCUGCAUCCCAAGAGAUGCUGGAUCUGCUAGAAUUCAACAUCCAAAGCCGCAAAAGACUGAAGACUGAGAACGACGCGCUGAAAGUGUCGAACGACACACUGCAGACCUCGCACGCUGACUUGACACGGCAGUUGGACAAGGAACGGUGGGAGCGGGAUCUAGGCUUGCAGGUGGAGAGAGUUAUGUGCGAUGCUGAGAAGAGAGGCCUUCAGCAACAGCUGAGUCGGCAGAUCCUGUCGCAGCUUCCCGAUUGGUCGACGCUGUGCACGGACUACAUGCAACGUGCACUUAAGCGGUAUGAUCCAAAGUUCACUGCGCUCCGUGACUACUUCUUGCAAUCAAUGGCGUCGCAUCGAAGGAGCUCUCAGUCGGGCCAGUGGUGUCCGCGACCUGAUGUAGAAGUCACGGACAUCGUAGAAGUUGUGAACUGCAACAAGCAGCGUGCGUAUGAGACCGCGCGUGGCGGCGAAGUUCUGCAUCGCAACUCGCACUCAUGCUGUGCGAUUCCGGGAGUCACCGCCUUCAAGUGCACCGUAGAGGAUGGUUGCAGGGAUUUGAACGAGUAUCUACUAUUUCAUGGCUGUCCCCGGCAUCGGGUUGACGAUAUCGCGCGACGCGGCAUUGAUCCACAGCGUGGAGGCGAAACUACUGGCUCACUUUUCGGGAGAGGUGCCUACUUCGCACAGAACGCAUCCAAGUCUGAUCUCUACACAACGUGCCACGAGUGUCAUGGCAAUGCCAAUUACACAGAUUGCCGCCACGCAGAAGGCGAGCGUUGCAUUUUUGCUGUGAGAGUCAUGCUCGGGGAGACAUGGCUUGCGAAAACACAGGGCCUUAGCCAGACAAUCCGCGCGCCUGAGCGUUCCAAUGGUGAUCCUUUUGAUUCAAUUGCGGCUGUGACCAAGAAAAAUGGGGGCAUAGUUGAUCAUAUGGAGUUUGUCAUCUUUGACCGGCAGCUUUCACUGGUCCGCUACCUGUUCUACUACCGGCACAAGACUGCCUGCCAGUGCCAUAACUGCCAGCAUCGAAGGACUGCUUAA